AUGUUUAUAGAAAUAUAUACAAUUGUAAAGACCUGGAAUAAAAUUUCUAUUUUUAGAAUUUGUGUUUUUUUUUUUAUUUUGUUAUAAUGCCGUCCCUAGUUUGCCCUGUAUGGAAGGGCAGUGGACUCACAGUCCUAGAGGACGAGUUCACAGUCGCACUUGUCUAGUCAGUAAAAAGAAAGCCAGCUCCUCCUCCGAGCAUCAUGGCGUCAACGAACUCAUUCAGCAACCAACAGAACGUUGUCAAUGUGGAACGACCUGUUGCAAAACUGUUGCUGAACAGUUCAGUGAUGGUUGAUUUCUUUGGAGAACUCAUAGACGCUUGUUUGUCCAUCGACAGGAGCAGUAUAGCGAGUGGUCGCAUCCUAGUGACCCACGGAGACCCCAAGAAGGUGGUAGACGUUAUCAACGAAGUGGUGGUCAAAAUGGAUGUUCUGGCCAUGGAAAACGACGAAGAAGUUUUAAAAGUCUUGAACUCGCUGAAGACAAAAUUUACUGGUCAGUUUGAAACCGACUUCGACCAAAACAGCUCGACUUUUAAAUCUGUAGUUCACAGAAAGGUGAAGAAUGAAAUUGAACCUGAGAUCAUAUCUCUGACAACCAAAACUGGUCGUUUUUUGGUGUCCAGGCAACACAUGAGCUAUCUGCAGUGUCAUCUGGAUCACAUACAAGAAGAAGUGCAUACCUCUUGGCCAGACAGUGCUGUGAGCAUCACCCUGCAGAAGGAGGUCAGAGGUGAAGGAAGUAUGUUAGUUUCUUCAAAAAGAUUUGAUUUUGAAAGCGUCAAAAAGUUUAUAGAGAAUUUUACAACAAACAUUCAAAAAUUUUCGAAAGAUCUGGAACCUUCGCGCGCACUUCUUCUCAGCGGACCUAGAGGUCAGAAGGAGGUCAGGCAACUAGAACGAGAACACAACUGCCGGGUGUCUGUCCUUUUACCCGGACAUCAGGUAUUGGUGCGAGCUGAGCAUCCUGGCGGACAUGGACUGUUUCUGUGCGAGGGUAACAUGGCCGCCACUGACUGUGAUGUCCUGGUGCUUCCUUUCAAUGAAACUUUCAGAAACUGGACGCCUACUCAGAAAUUGAUUCUUCAGCAAGGUCUUCUAACAACAAGAACUGACAUGUAUGCUAAAUUUAUCGGGUGCUCUCCCAAACCAUGCACCCUGGCACUCAAGUGUCCGAGGCCGGAUGAUGGACGAACAGUGGUACUGAUUCAUGUUCCUUCAUCGCCAGAAGCUGAGGAAAUGGAUAAGGGGCUGGCUGAAGCCUUAAGGUUGUCGUGUGCUCGCGGUGCAUUCGUAGCUCUGCCUGUUGCCAUGAGUACUUCACAGUCGCUUGAAGAGAAUCUAAAGAGGAUUGUUUGUGUUGUCCAAGAACACUUUAAUGAAGAAGAAAAAGCGACGACCAUCGUUCUCUACCUGGAGAAGUCGUCUGCUGGUGUCAGACAGAAGCUCAUCGAAGGACUGGAGAAGAUGAUGACUACACGCUGGAAGACAGAGACAGACCUGGCUGCUGUUUACGAAGAAAACUGCACUUCAUCACCAACGCUUGUUAUUGUUGGCCAGACGAGAGAUGUGGAGACAACACAUUCUAAGUUGCAGACCAUGCAUGUACCCAGCGACCUCCAAGAACGCGUGUCGUUAUUGGAUACUGGAAAGGAAUCUGGAUCAGACCUGUGUACUGUCUCUAACUCCGUUAAUUCAGAUUCUGGAGCUGCGAACAAAGCAAAAAACAACAGAAGUACAGGUUUAUAUGAUAGAAAAGAUGACUUGCAAGAAUAUAGCCUGUCAUCAAGUGUUUCUGCGCGAAAAGCACCAAAAGCUAGGAGGGCAAAGAAGCUUAUGCCAGAUAAAGUCCUCUGUGGACAGCCAUCAUUAUCAAGCAUUCCACCCUCACAGCCUUUAGGUGUAAAAACUCAGUCUUUGAGGCUACCAACAGUAAACAACCAAACCCUUCUUUCAUCAAACAUUGUCAGCAAGACAAGACUACCAUGUCAGGAGGAGAAGGAGAGAGAAAAUAAAGAAAAAGAAGAUGGAGAAGCGGACAAAACAGUGUGUGUAACUGGUCUCACAGCUGGCGAUGAAGAGGUUUGUCAGCUGUACUUUGAAAACACAAAACUAAGUGGUGGUGGAGACAUAGCACAACAGGGCUGUGUGUGGGAUGACAUGGCAAACCAAUUCCUGAUCACCUUUGUCGAUAGGCAGGCCGCUUAUAGAGUUUUAGAAAGAAGCCACACCAUAGCAAACAGACACCUGCGAGUGAAGCAGUAUAUUCCACCUCCUUGUUAUAAGGACACCGUAUUGGUCACUGGUAUACCACGAGGAACAUCGGCAGAUUGUCUGCAGAAUUUUCUGGAGAGUGUGGCUGAUAUGGCUCUGGAUAUUGUGCAGAUGAAUAAUGCAGAGGGAAAAGCUAUUGUUUCCUUAGCAGAUGAAGAAGCUGAUCUCAAACAUGUGAAACAUCUGCAGCAAGCAUGUCUGAAGAACCCCUUGUAUGGUCAUUCUGUGCUGAGUGUACAAAGAAUUCCGCUGUGUCACACAGUACUUGUAGACAACCUCAACCCCAAGACUAAAGAGAGCGCUAUUCUGUAUUUCUUUAGCAACAAAAAUAGAAACAGUGGUGGGCCUGUGACUCACAUCAAAAGACUCAACAGUACAAGUGCUCUUGUUCACUUUGAGAAUUACAAAGAUGCUCAGGCAGUGGUGGACAAAGGAUCACAUAUCUUGGAUGAGUUUCCAUUGAAGGUUUCAUUGCACCUGGAGUGUUUCCAGCUUACAGCUGAAGUGACGGAGUAAAAAGCAGAUUAUUGUUGUAGUCUGUUGACUGGAGAAGGAGUUCCAGCUAUUCACAAAGAACAUGGCUACGAGAACCAGACUCAAGGGGAUCAACAUCACUUGGCUUCUGAUGAAAUUCCUCUGUAUGACCAUGGUGUUGGUUCUUGUGAGGUCACUCAGCAGGUUCAAGGGGUUAGCAGUUUUCAUCGUGAGCCAUCUCCCAUGGAAAGACAUAGUCAAGGAAGUAGUGAGUGGAAGAAUGAUCGUCAUGCUUCAUACAGACCGGACAGAAGGUGGGAACAGCAUUGUGGAUCUCACAUCUCUCAGCCACAUUGGCAACAACCAGAUUGCUUUGAAGGACAUACGGCCUUCAACUCACCUGGUCCUAGUGCCGUACAUGAGAACUCUUCAGCAUACAGACCUACCCCGUGUAAAUUUGACAGAUGGGUAAGAGUGGAAAAUAACCGUAAUCUCCACUGUCCACAGAGUCAAAAAACUGAAUGUCCACAUGUCAUUAAAAAUCUGGGGUCAGAUGUUGUUGAUAGAUUUCGAGAGAAUAAAGAAGCACUUCAACACCUUGUAACUGACCUACAUCAAAUUCAUGGUAGAUUUCAGUGGAAGCUACCAGAAUGCAUUGAUGUUAUUGCCACAACAUCUGACAUCCCUAAAGACUGGUAUGAACAGGUGACCAAAAAAUUAGACAAACAUAAACAUCUUAUUGAGGGGAAUCUUGGCAAGGGGAGGAACCCAUUGCCUGAUAAAAGAGAAUCACAAAGGCUUAAGCGAUUAGCAGAAGGUGAAGUAGAUUGUAAGGAGAUGCCGACAAGACAAAUAAAAGAGCAACAUUCAGAUGCUGAUCUGACACAUACAUCUGUUACUGAAAGAUAUAGACCUGAUGUGCUGAACAGACUGGAGACAGAAAACAUGGAGAUCUUGAAAAAACAGCAAUACAUGUUCUUUGAAGAGCAUUACCGAAUGUGAAAGCAUCCCCGAUUAAGGUGAUGUCUAAGCCACAGGUUUUAAGAAUAUUUAAGGAGAAAUAUUAAAGUGUUAUACUUCUGGUGGAUGAAGAGAAGAGCCUGGUGAAGGUAAGAGUAAACAUCUCACAAUAUGAUGCGAUGAAGAUGAAGGCACAUGUAAUGGAGUUUAUGACAAACUUAUCUGAGACAUAUCUCAGUCGUGGUUACAUGGGAAACAGAGAUGAUAAUGUGGAAGCAAAUCUUUCCUGACAAAGAGCUGACAUUGCAAAUGGAAAUAACAACACUAAUUUCUGAGCCUGCAUAAUGUGAUGAUUUACUAAUGGUUACUAAAGAUUUCAUAGCUAUUACACAAAGAAAAGCAUUCCCUGCCUAACAUAAGUAGUCUCUCAGGUCAACAGCUGCUCACCGUGGCCCUUGACCCUUGGCCUGGGCGAGGAUUCACUGUUUAACAACGGGAUUGGAGUGGUGUGGACGAGAAGAUGAAAUCACGGACUUUCCGAGCAGUCCAUAUAAACUACAUUCAUAAACACCUUGGACAUCUUGCUGAACAAUAAUCCCGGAUUUUUCUUUUCAAAGAACAAUCCUCAAAAUGCGUAUCUUAGUGCUCUAAUGUGUUGCUUGUUAUUUAAUCUUGAUGGAUGAGCAGUAGAAGGAUGGGAUUUUUGUCUACAGUGAAUAGCUUUUUGGAAGGAAGCGCUCUAAAUAUUAUAUUUUAUGUAAAACUCCUUGAAUCGUUGUUGAUGGUCGAGUAAAGCGUGCUGUAAACA
Pomacea canaliculata is the source of this 4518-nucleotide messenger RNA. RefSeq lists its product as uncharacterized. Gene Ontology annotation, molecular function: RNA binding. The record is from RefSeq and is a predicted model, not a curated record. The transcript is spliced from 10 exons. The coding region runs from base 204 to 2792 and encodes 862 amino acids. Lineage: Eukaryota; Metazoa; Mollusca; Gastropoda; Architaenioglossa; Ampullariidae.